AUGACCACCAGCAGCGAAGAUGUGCUGCUGCAAAUGGGCGAGGUGCGUUACAAGAAGGGAGACGGCACACUCUAUGUUAUGAACGAGCGCUUGGCAUGGAUGGCGGAGCACCGGGACACUGUUACCGUUUCCCAUCGCUAUGCUGAUAUCAAAACACAGAAGAUCUCGCCCGAUGGCAAGCCAAAGGUGCAGCUACAAGUGGUGCUGCACGAUGGCAACACAUCGACGUUCCAUUUUGUUAACCGUCAGGGCCAGCCUGCCAUGCUUGCCGAUCGUGAUAAAGUUAAAGAGCUGCUGCAGCAGCUGUUGCCCAAUUUUAAGCGUAAAGUUGACAAAGACUUAGAGGACAAGAAUCGCAUCUUAGUAGAGAAUCCUAAUUUGCUGCAGCUCUACAAGGAUUUGGUCAUUACCAAAGUACUUACCAGCGAUGAGUUCUGGGCAACGCACGCCAAAGAUCAUGCUCUGAAGAAAAUGGCUAAGAGCCAGGAAAUCGGUGUCUCGGGCGCUUUCUUGGCUGACAUUAAGCCACAGACGGACGGUUGCAAUGGCCUUAAAUACAAUCUUACCUCUGAUGUCAUACACUGCAUUUUUAAAACAUAUCCCGCCGUCAAGCGCAAGCAUAUGGAGAAUGUACCCGCCAAAAUGCCCGAAUCGGAAUUCUGGACGAAAUUUUUUCAAUCGCAUUAUUUUCAUCGAGAUCGUCUUACCGCUGGGACCAAGGACAUAUUUACUGAGUGCGGCAAAAUCGAUGAUCAAGCGCUGAAAGCAGCUGUGCAGCAGGGUGCAGGUGAUCCGCUAUUAGAUUUGAAAAAGUUUGAAGAUGUGCCGCUGGAGGAAGGCUUUGGAAGCGUUGCUGGCGAUCGCAAUGUGGUCAACAGUGGCAAUAUCGUCCAUCAGAACAUGAUCAAGCGUUUCAAUCAGCAUUCCAUAAUGGUAUUGAAAACGUGCGCCAAUGUCAAUGGAACUCCGGCCACCAUCCCCAAUGGCGCAAACAUGGCCAAUGGUCCACUAGGACAAUCAACAUACACGAAUGGCCUCAAUGGUAAGGGAGCCAAGCAUGCGGCCACCGACAGUGCGACCGGCACUAAUAUUGAUGCACCGCAAACCAAGAAGCAACGACUCAUUGAAAAGAUACACUACGAAGAUUUGGGUGAUCCACUAAUUGAUCAUGAUGACGAUGCGCUUCAAUCGACCAAUAAAAGCAAACAAUUCGAACUGUCCAAAGUGGAACGCUACCUAAACGGUCCCCUGCAGAAUAACAUGUACGAAAAUCAUAAUGAUUCACUCAAUCUGGAUGAUGUACAGUAUAAGCUUGUGCGCAAUUCCGAAUCCUGGCUGGAUCGCAGUGCACAGCGCAAUGUCAUAUGCUCUAAAGCGGCUGUCAAUGCUUUAGGUGAACUCAGCCCCGGUGGCUCGCUUAUGCGUGGCUUUCAGGAGCAGUCGGCUGGACAGCUGGUGCCGCGCGACUUCCAACGCGAUUUGCGGCAUUUGUAUUUGUCGCUUUUGGAACUGUUGAAACACUUUUGGAAUUGCUUUCCGCCCACCACAGAAGAGUUGGAAACUAAGCUGCAGCGCAUGCAUGAAACUCUACAGCGUUUUAAAAUGGCCAAACUAGUGCCUUUCGAGAAUCGUGCCAUGCACGAGCUCUCGCCGCUGCGAUCAUCACUCACACAGCAUAUGAACAUGCUGCUGCGCACUGCCAACUCCAAGUAUGCAACAUGGAAGGAGCGCAAGCUGCGUAACAACAGAUAACAAAUGCAGCAUCAUCUACUGCAGCAGCAGCAGCAACAGCCAAUCAUAUAAAAAACAACAACUAGAGAUCAGUACUCAUUAGACGUUCGUUUAGCAGCGCGCAACGCAUUCAAAUACAAAUAUAUAUAUAUAUAUUAAUUACGUAUAAAAAUAUUAAUUAAGAUAUAUAACCACUGUUUGUAACGUGUCCAUGAUGUGGUGCUUAUAAAUUUAUACAACAUCAUAUUGUCGAUUCUUCA
This is a messenger RNA of Drosophila hydei, 1991 nucleotides long. RefSeq names its product general transcription factor IIH subunit 1 (gene Tfb1). The record is from RefSeq and is a predicted model, not a curated record. The transcript is spliced from 5 exons. The coding region runs from base 1 to 1752 and encodes 583 amino acids. Lineage: Eukaryota; Metazoa; Arthropoda; Insecta; Diptera; Drosophilidae. Gene Ontology annotation, cellular component: transcription factor TFIIH core complex; transcription factor TFIIH holo complex. Gene Ontology annotation, biological process: nucleotide-excision repair; transcription by RNA polymerase I; transcription by RNA polymerase II.